Messenger RNA from Triticum turgidum subsp. durum (durum wheat), 804 nucleotides. The record is from the annotation of a GenBank genome assembly. NCBI's taxonomy places the organism in Eukaryota, Viridiplantae, Streptophyta, Magnoliopsida, Poales, Poaceae.
AUGGCCUUCGCGGUCUCGGACGAGCUACUGGGCACGUUCGUGCCCAUCGCGGUGUACUGGCUCUACUCGGCGCUGUACAACGUGCUGGACGCGCUGGGGACGGUCGACUGCUACCGCCUCCACCCCAAGGAGGACGAGGAGACCAGGAACAUACCCUCCAAGCGCACCGUCCUCAAGGGCGUCCUCCUCCAGCAGGCCGUCCAGGUCGCCGUCUCCCUCAUCGUCUUCAAGAUCACCGGGGACGGGAGGCGCGACGCGAGGGAGCAGCCUCCGGCACCGGUGAUCGCGCUGCAGUUCAUUGUGGCGAUGUUUGCCAUGGACACGUGGCAGUACUUCGUGCACAGGUACCUCCACACCAACAAGUUCCUCUACAAGCACGUCCACGCGCAGCACCACACCAUCCUGGUGCCCUACGCGUUCGGGGCGCUCUACAGCCACCCGCUCGAGGGCCUGCUCAUGGACACCGCCAGCGGCGCCGUCGGGUUCCUCGCUUCCGGGAUGACCCCCCGGACCGCCAUCUUCUUCAUCUCCCUCGGCGCCAUCAAGACCGUCGACGACCACUGCGGCCUCUGGCUGCCCGGCAACGUCAUCCACGCCGUCUUCGCCAACAACAGCGCCUUCCACAACAUCCACCACCAGCUCUACGGCCAGAAACACAACUUCUCACAGCCCUUCUUCGUCGUGUGGGACAAGAUCCUCGGCACGUACAUGCCCUUCACGCUCCAGAGCCGCGAGGGUGGAGGGGUAGAGGCGCGCCCGGUUAAGCAUGCCCUUGCGGCGCACGAGCAGCACAAGUCCGAUUGA